GCCUCCCUGCUUAUCUGGUUAUAAUUAUAGCGAGGUGACCUGGUUUCAGCACCGCGGCUCGUUAACAGCUCCAGAGUACAGCCGAGAUUUGACCAGCCCCUCCCCGCCAGGUGCGUCUGACACAGCGUGUACCUAAGGUGCAGCCUCCGCGGCGGUUUCAGCACCAGCGGCCGGCUGGAGCGGAGCGGAGCUGUCCACACGUUCAGCACUUUUCCUCUGGAGGAGAGAGCCACACCACAGGCGGCAAGACAGCCAGAAGAUAUCUUCCUCCUGGACACUCCGAGACAGCUUGUUUAAGGAUGGCGUCAAAAUACGUUGGCCUUUUCCUCCUGUUCCAGCUUCUAGCCCUGAAUGUAGUGAGCCAGAUAUCUGCCUUCCCCACACCUACAGCUUCAACGGAUGAAAAAACUGUGUACAACAGACAGUUGACAGAAGAAAGACCACUACAAGAACAGAUUGCUGAGGCAGACAGCGUGAAGGCUGCAGUCCAGUCAGCUGAGAGCCGGCGUCCUUCUGCCUCCAAGGACACAGAGUCAGAGCAGGACCGUGAUGACUUGACCCUGCUCAAGUCACUGGCUGACGGCCAGAAAUCAAAGGAGAGCGCUAAGGUACCGGUCAAGAAGGAGGAUCAGUACGUUCCUGAUGAAUCAGAUUCCACCAAGAGCCGACGUCUGGCUGAAGACUACGACUCCACUAAGAAUGGGAUGGAUGAUGGCAAGUUCCAGGAUGACCCAGAGAGCUUCCGUCAGGUCGACGGCACUCCACUGACUGCAGAAGACAUUGUCCAGAAGAUCGCAAACAAGAUCUACGAGGAGGAUGACAGAGGGGUGUUCGACAGAAUUGUCUCCAAACUGCUCAAACUGGGGCUGAUCACUGACAGUCAGGCAGAUACUCUAGAGUACCAGGUAGCCGAGGCUCUCCAGGUCCUCAUCACCAAAAAUGCUAAGAACAACGAGAUUGAAGACAUUGACAGCAAUGACCAAGAAACCAGAGGAGACCAGGACGACCAGGGUUCAGAUGCAAACACGGACACAUGGGAGCCACCCAGACGCCGCUAUAAUGAUGAGGAUGAGGACGAGAAAGAAGAUGACGAUGAGAUUGAGGAUGAGGUGGACAGGGAUGCAGAAGAAGACCCAGCUGACAACACCUGGGACAAAGAUGCUGAGGAAGGCAACGAGGUGAGCCCUGAAGAUGGGCUCCAGGACCUGCAGUAUUUUCCCAACUUCUACCGUCUGCUCAGGAGCCUCAACUCAGAUCAAGACACUCAGGAAAGGGAGACAUUGAUCACCAUCAUGAAAACGCUGAUUGACUUUGUGAAGAUGAUGGUGAAAUACGGCACCAUCACACCGGAGGAGGGGGUGUCUUAUCUAGAGAACCUGGAUGCUAUGAUAGCCAUGCAGACCAAGAACAAGCUGGGCAAGUCCCUCGGACCUCCCGACUUCACUGGACCCAACGGGAAAAACUGGGAUGAGGAUGAUAACACCAAGGCGGAGGCCGCCAAGAUGCAGAAGGAAUAUGAGAACCUGAAAGACUCAACCAAGGAGGAGCAGCCAUCAGCUGAGACCAAUCAGCGUGGCAAGUCAGAGACUUAUCUGGAAGCCAUCAGGAAGAACAUUGAAUGGCUAAAGAAACACAACAAAGAAGAAGGCAAAGAUGAUUAUGACCUGUCCAAACUGAAGGACUUCAUGGACCAACAGGUUGAUUCCUACAUCGAGAAGGGCAUCAUCGCCAAGGAUGAAGGCGACACCAUCAAGAGGAUCUACAGUAGCCUGUAACGCUAACAUCCAUACUCCAACCCACUUCUGGCCUAAAACACAGGACUGAAUCUGACACUAAUUUCUGCAACAAAACCCCGACUACUCACAGUUAUUUCCCAUGGCAUGGUAAAGUAUAUACUGUGUAUUCAGAACUACCUGCUUAGGGGAACUUGUUUAACCUACCAGACAUUCCCAGUAAGUAUCAAGAAAAGAGAUUUAAUAAUGCUAUCAACAAAACAGUACAGUUAUUCCUUACAGCUCCCUAACGGAUUAUAUUUGCGCGCCAAGAUCUCAGAGUAAUAACAACUAGAAAAACCUGUUAUUGAGAGAAAUCUGAAUAUUUUAUGUAACAAACUCACACGUCCAACUAAAUGCUAGCAAUUACUCCAACCUGACUCCGGCGAGAAAUGAAUGUUAUGAGGGUACGAUACUGUAGCUCGGUCAUCAUCUACUGUUUCCAAAACAUUUUUUGCAGCAAAAUACGCAUAUAUCAAAUUGUACUCAUUAUGUGUAACCUGUCUUAGACUAUUAUCCUUAUUUUUUCCAGCGUAUAUGUAAGAUCUUAAUGUAUUCUUGCUUUUUAUUUACCAAAAAUAUAUUUGUUGUGUAUCAUGUCAGUGCCCUCCGUACUCUUCUAUUCUGUUCUGCUGUAAUUCUUGGGGCCCACUAGGGGGCGAUGUAUGUAUCAUCUACUCUCUGCAUGUCUGUGAGCUCAACCUUUACAUCUCUGUAGAGACACAAGAUGAAGUAUUUUUAAAUGUAAAUAUUUGUGAUUUUUUCCUAAAAUGUAAAAGCAAUUAAAACAUUGCCUUU
Toxotes jaculatrix (banded archerfish) is the source of this 2570-nucleotide messenger RNA. It is a transcript of the gene scg3, whose product is annotated as secretogranin III. Lineage: Eukaryota; Metazoa; Chordata; Actinopteri; Toxotidae. The record is from RefSeq and is a predicted model, not a curated record. Bases 300 to 1775 code for a protein of 491 amino acids. Gene Ontology annotation, cellular component: secretory granule membrane. The transcript is spliced from 12 exons. Gene Ontology annotation, biological process: protein localization to secretory granule.